Messenger RNA from Verticillium alfalfae VaMs.102, 11235 nucleotides. RefSeq names its product E3 ubiquitin-protein ligase. NCBI's taxonomy places the organism in Eukaryota, Fungi, Ascomycota, Sordariomycetes, Glomerellales, Plectosphaerellaceae. Gene Ontology annotation, biological process: proteasome-mediated ubiquitin-dependent protein catabolic process; protein polyubiquitination; positive regulation of protein catabolic process. The record is from RefSeq and is a predicted model, not a curated record. Gene Ontology annotation, molecular function: ubiquitin-protein transferase activity. Bases 40 to 11235 code for a protein of 3731 amino acids. The transcript is spliced from 3 exons.
UUCGUUUGACCUCGCGGCUUGGCCGCCCCAUUUCUGAAGAUGGGGAAAAUCACCAAGACGAUGCAGCCGAAGCAUGAGGAGACACUUUCUCCUUGGCUCAAAGACUUUGUGCAGUCGGCUUGCACAUUACCACUUCCACUUCUCCCCGACCACAUCGCCACCUUCCCGACACGAUGGCCGUUCCCGCGGGGCGACCUCUACCACUGGAUACCGCUACUCAACCGGUUCGACAAUAUUCUCGAGUGCUUCAGUGGCACAUACAAGUUGAACGACGGCCCCCAAACCGGCGAUCUAGGCUGCGAGUUGUUACUUCAUCGAGGCCUCAAAGUGGAAGAGUAUGGCACGGAGGCAUGGGACAUGGACCGCCUGCGCAAGCAGGGCUAUGGCGAGCAGGGUGACCGCCAGCUCAUUGAGGCCAUCCUCAAGUUCACGCGCGUCCUGCUGGAGCAUUGCGGUAACAGAAGCAUUUACGCCAGCAGCAACCACUUGAACGACCUCCUUCAUGCUACAGACCUGUCCGUCAUCAUCGCAACCCUCGGAGUUGGGUCCGAGCUGGCCAAACGAUACCAGGCCUCUGUCAAACGUAUCGGAAGUCACUCCCGCCAUGUCAGCACUGCACUGCUGGCUAACCACUACAAUAUUGCCCUCGAGCGUGUACAGCUAUUAGCAUCCCCCUUUGUCAAGACUCCUCUCAUCUCCCUAUCUGAUGCUGCUGCAUCUGCCACACCCGGUUCCGCUGCCAAGGGCAAGGAUAAGAUCCAAAGUGCUGGGCAGAAGAAUGCAGCACCCAUGUUUGCCAACGAUCUCAAUGCCAUCGUCAACUCGGAACCUGGUCAAUGGAACGGCUGGGGUGACAUCAAGAUCUCGUACACUGCCGUCAUAGACACUAAAGACCAGCCAUUUCCCAGUGCCGUGGAUCGCACCUCUGCUGGGACGAACCUGCCAAGCACCCCAACACCUUUGCGGCGAAGUACUACGAUGGGUGGUACUGCUCAACAAACCCCGAGGUCGGCCCGGCAAGUACCAGGCGACGAAGCCUCGCCUUCUACCGUGUCUCGCUCUCCGGCUCCAGUAAGCGAGCAUGCCACAUCCAGCCAGAAGGUGUUUGAUCUGCCGCAGUCUGUGGUGGCGUCAUCUUCUAUCUACGACCUACUUGCCCGCUGCCCUGCCGAUGCUCCACCACACACCAGAUACGAAUAUCUCAACAGGGUCAGAAUUGCCAAGGCGCUCCUAGGCAGUGUUGAGACUCGCCAGCAGGCUCUAGCCAUUCGUCUCCUGGCUGUCACGAACCUGGCAUAUAUCCACCCGGAGAAUGUGUUUAUGGAAAAGGUCAUGCGUCAGGAUAUCGACGAAACUCGACGCUACCAGCUCGUCUAUCAGUUGGCCGAAUUAAUCCACCCUACAUCCCCUGGAUCUAAACCCGUGCCUCUUUGGGUCCAAUCGGUCGCACUCGCUUUAUUGGAAGCUAUAUCUUACUUCCAGGCUCGCUAUCAAGAUGUGCUUUCUGCCCUUAAUGCCAACGUCAACCACGGCAUUCUUUUGUACGUCAUUCGCAAGGCAGUCGCGGGCAUGAAGGAGGAUGAGGUGGCCGACAAGUACAACCAGUCCACCGAGGUCAACGAGUGGCGCAAAGACCUCUUCUCAUUGACACAGCACUUGGCCAUGUCCACUAGAGUUGGCGCAGAGAUGGUCAGCGCUGGCCUGAUGGAUGUCCUGGUCGAGAUCAUGAAGACACGAUCCAAUGUGGCUCAGCGUAAUCAUGCGACUAUUUUGAGUUUCAUAGACGGACUCAUUUGGUCCUACCAGAACGCUUUCCACGCCUUCUUCAAUGGUGAUGGCUUGGACGCCAUCUCGGAACUUCUUGUCACGUCUGUCAAAGAAGGCACCCAACUUGCUGACGCUGGCCGUGGUACGCAACCUGAGUACCACUCUUCUGUUGUCGACUACAAUAUCCCGUUCCACCAUCAGCAAACGCUUAAGUGGCUGUUGAAGUUUAUGCACCACAUGAUGACCAACUCUUAUAGUCUCGGAGGCAACACGGACCGCCUCCUGCGGAACCUCGUGGACAAGUCUGAUCUAUUGGCCAGUCUGAGGGAGAUCAUGCAGCAUACUACGCACUUCGGCUCUGUUCUGUGGACAAACUCUGUUACUGUUCUCAGCGACUUUAUCAAUAACGACCCUACAAGCUUCGCAGCCAUUGCGGAGUCUCGCAUGAUCGUAAGCUUCCUCGAAUCCGUCACCGGUAGCCCUGUACCCGAGCAGACAGCGGCCCCUCGCGGCAGCGAAGACGCUACCGGUGAAACGGAUGACGCGCCUCAGGAAAACAACGAUCAGGUUACCCUUGAGCCUGACGACAAGCCUCAUCCCCCACCAGAGGAGGAGCUGGCUGCUGGCAGGGACCGCCCCCUCGCGAGAGGGAUCUUGACGAGCCCAGACGCCAUGCUCGUUGUGCCGCAAGUCCUCAAUUCCAUUUCCCUCAACAAUGUUGGCCUCAGAAUGGUCGUAUCAUCACGCGCGUUCGAGUCUUACUUCGAGAUGUUUGAAAGCCCGAAACACGUCAAUUGUCUUGAGGGCGAGCAACACCUCGCCAGCAGUGUGGGUGAAAGCUUUGAUGAGCUGUGCCGGCACCAUCCAGCUUUGAGAAGUCCUAUCUCGGAUGCUGUUGUUGACAUGGUGGCAAGAGUCAGAUUCCUCGGCAAAGACAAAGCAGAGACGUCUGGCUGGGGAGCAAAGCUGGUCUUUGACGAUGCCAAUGGCAAUGUCUUGACUGCUGAUCAAAAUCUUCUCGGUCAUCUCUCAGCUCCGCCUGACGAUAGCAAAGGCAAGAAAAAGGCCUCCACCGAUGACGCGGAUGUUGACAUGCUGGACGGAGCAGUGACUGCAAAGGAAGAAGACAGCAGUUCAGCGUCCAGCAAGGAAGCCUCGAAGCCAGCUGCGACGGCAUUUGAUAGCAUCACACCUUAUGUCCAUGCACUUGGCCUCUUCCUCACCACCUACCUUUCCAACAACACCAUGAAGACCCAUUUCGUCCAGCGCGGAGGCAUCGAGCUGCUGCUCGACAUUGCCGAAUUGCCCAGUCUCCCUUACGACUUCAACGAGUCCAACGCCUCUCGUAAGCUCUUCUCAGUGAUCUCCCAGCUCGUCGACCAUUCUCCCGUCCUGGGAUUGCCAGCGCUUCUCAAGCGGGCACAGGCGGCACUCGACUCUCUCCAGUCGUUUGCGACUGCCAACGACGGCCGACCGUACUUUGCCCCUUUCGUUUUGUCUGAAAAACCGAUGACGCUGGAGGACGCAAACUCAUGGGACACGACGACACGAAACAAGAUGCUCACAGGAACCAAGGUCGUCAGAGCCCUGCUCAAUGCCCAGUCUUUCCUGAAAACGCUAUACGAGUGUUUCCCGUCUUCACCGCGCUCCUCGUCUUCGGUGUCACUCUAUCCCAUCAACUUCUAUGAUUACUACCUGCAGUUGAUCAAGUCCAUUGGGCCUCUUCUACGGGCAGGUCUCACAGAAGAAGGCGCAGUACACAACGUACUACCCCAGCACUGGUGGGCCAAGAAAGUCGGUGCAAUCGACGAAGCCUUGGCAAUCAUCGGUCGACCCGCGGUGCCGGCGUCUCCGUCCGGCGACGAUGACGAGACGUUUUUGCCUGAUGACCUACUGGGGAACUUCAGGGCAGAGGCGCUGCCAAACAGUAAGGGCGCUGCGGCUGCACAGCCUAAGCGGCCUACCAAGCAAGAACAAGCCACGGCCCGCUACAAAAACUUCGAAACCCUGCGAGUCGUCCUUCAUUCCAUGGUUCCGUCGUCGUUCCCGUUCUUCCAGCAACUCGGCAAGGCAAUACUGCCUCGUCGAGGCGGAGACACAUUUUCGCGACAGCAUCAUAUCGAUCUCGCCAAGGGGCUGUCAGCGACCAUAAUCGAUCAGUUGAAGCCUUCGAUGGCGGUUGAGGUUGCAACGCCCAAAGACUAUCAUUACUGGAUCAUCAUGCUUCACACACUCAGCGAGAUGCUGAUUGACGCGACUCCUAGAUCGAGUGACCGAUCUGGUUCUCAGAUCAUCAUGCCUGUGUAUCUGGCAUUUGUUGAGCAGGGCGGUCUGGAGAUUCUGACGACCAUGGCUCGACGUUUCGCUGAUAGAGCAGCCGAUCAAAGCAGCGGGACUGAGCCUAGUGCAGCUACCAAGAUAUGUUCUUUCGGCCUUAAGAGAGCGCUCGAUUUGUUCGCCACUGUUGUCGAUGGGAAGACCAUGGCAGACUCCGCCGCUCAGUUCGGGCUUAUCCCUCGGUCUGCAGGACCCCGGCCAGAGGCACCACUCUCCAAUCAAAUGGUGCUUGACGCUCGCAUGGCCAUCUUCCCAGUCGUGCGUGAGAUAUGGGAUUCCGCAUUGAUGGAGAAGACGCAGCCAGAAACUCUGAGCAGGGUCAUCGAUAUUCUUAAAAUUGUGGCUGUCGGGAGCGAUGAGUCCGGUCAAUCGAGUACCCAGGCGUCUGACGUUUUAAAGAGAGUUCCUAGCGCUUUCAACUGGCGCACACACCAGACCUCGCUCUCUGCCCUCUCUAGAGACUACGACGACGACCUGGCGCGUGAGGCCGUUUACCGAGCCAACGGCAAUCAAAACUCCGCCACCGAGUACUGCCGGGCCCAUGCAGCCGGCACGGCUGGGUCACGAAACCCUGUACCUACCCAGGAUGCUUACUUUGCCCCUCCGCCCGAACCGUCACGUCGAUCCAGCCAGCAAGGCGCUCCUCCCAGCUCUGAACCUAUGGCUGUUGAUGCACCACCCGAGCUAGACAACCUUCUUGGUGACGCUGUGCUCGACGAGCUCGAAGGUCCGUCUUCUGAGGAAUCUGAUGACGACGACGAUGACGACGACGAAGAGAAUGAUGAAGAUGACGACCGUGCUGGCGAGGGUUCUCAGAAAGCUGGAGGAGCUGAUUUGCCCGUACAAGCCAACGAGUCAGCACAGCCGACAACAGAUCCUCGUGCAACCGCCAAGAAGGCGCUCGACGAUCAUCGGGAACAGUUCCGCAAAGAACUCAUCUCCAGGUCACUGGACAUAGUUCGGGCGCACCCUCAUUCAGCUAUAGAAGUGUCUGAGCUGAUUAGUGCCAUGGUCUUCCCUCAGGACAUCCGUGAGGAUGUUGGCGAGACCUUGACCAGCGCGAUCACCUCUCUUUCCUUCGACUCCGAUGAGGUUGAAUCCGACGCCAAUGGCUCCACAAUCGCCGCGUACGCUCACCUAUUUGCGCUUCUUCUCCGAGACAACGCUUUCCUUACGUGUAACAUUGAUACAUUGAGAGCCAACGUAUCCACCUACGUCGGGUUUUUGAAGCUUUCGCCAACACGUGCUAAGGACGACCUGCCUCCUUGGAUUCCUUACAUUCUUCUCAUUGUUGAAAUCCUGCUGGCCCAUGACGAAAAGCCAAUUGAGGCCACAUGGAAGGCCCCUACUUCCGAGAACGAAGUUAUCAAACCAGCCGUUAUCGAGAAGCCGGAGGCUAUCCUGUCUGACGCUGAGCAGAGCGACCUGCUAGAACGCAUCCUUGACAUCUUGCCACGGCUGGGCCAAGAGGACACUCUCGCAAUUUCUGUCCUCCGUGUCCUUGUUGUUCUCACUCGCAAGAGGUCUUUGGCACGCACAGUCGGCGAGAAAAAGAACCUCCAGAGACUAUUUGUCAUGGCAAAGCAGCUUGCCGGCGCCGGCGUGAACCGUCUCAAGGACACCAAGACAGCUGGGUGCAUCAUGAUCAUCCUAAGACACGUCGUUGAGGACGAGGAAACCACAAAACAGAUUAUGCGAGCUGAAGUUCGGAACCUAUUCGACAACCCCCAACGAAACCAACGCAACCUCGAUGUAACGACCUAUCUUCGAAACCUCUCUGCCGUCGCCCUCCGCGCCCCUGACCUUUUCGUUGAGAUCACGAAUGACAUGACAAGAUUGACCCGCUGGUCCCCGGUCAGCGAGGGCACCGCACGGGCCCACUACAUUGCUCUCAAGGAGACGGAGCCCGAAGCUUCUGUGGCAACCAUAACACAGGAUCAGAGCGUUGAGCCUACGGUGCAGGCAACCGAGGAUUUGUCGCUUCACGACAUCAAACAAUCUACUGAAGCAGGCGACAAGGAGAUGACUGAUGCCCCGAAGCCAACGGUAUCGCGCCCGAUCAUUGAGAACCCCGAUGGAGUCGUCCACUUUUUACUCUGCGAGCUAUUGAACUACCGAGAGGUCGAGGACAAGGAGCCGAUCCAGCCCAAGGAUUCGAAAACGUCAUUGACUACACUCACCGCGACGAGCUCUGAUCCUGCAGCUAAGGAGAACACUGCAGAUGCCGGAGCAAGCUCUGAUGCUAAGGAGACCAAGGACAGCAAAGACAAGAAGUCCAAGCCUUCAUUCAAGGCCGAUGAGCAUCCUAUCUUCAUAUACCGUUGCUUCCUGCUUAACUGUCUCGCGGAGCUUCUGCAAAGCUAUAACAGAGCCAAGGUUGAGUUUAUCGACUUCAAACGGAGUGCACCGCUGCAGACAAAUACUCCAGUCAAGCCGCGCUCGAGCGUUUUGAACUACCUAAUUCAUGAUCUGCUUUGCCAGGGCGGCCUUGAGAAUCCUGAUACCCUUGUUGCCAAGAAGAAAAUGGCGACCUCGAACCAGGCUCAGCAAGUCCUAGUGGCUCUGAUGACCAAAACAGGCGAAAAGGCCAUCGAUAAGCACCGUGAGCGCUUCGAGUACGACGAUGAUCCGGAUCUUCUCUUCGUCAGGAAAUUUGCGUUGGACACUAUUCUUAAAGCGUAUGAGCGUGCUUCCACGCCCGAGGAACCCCUCGAAACCCGAUACACCAAAAUGCAAUGCCUUGCUGAAUUAAUGAAUCAAGUCAUUGGCGAGAAGGAGCGCGACCCCCCGGGCGCCACGAGAGGCAUGGGAUCUCCGCAGGCUCGCUCGCAGGCGCAGCUCCGCCGCAUGAUGUACGAAAAGGGGUACUUGGACAAACUCACUUGGUCUAUUGCCGAUCUCGAUCUGAAUCACGUGGGGGUCAAGCGUGCCAUUAAGCAUGUGCUCCGGGUCCUACGGGUUCUCACCGACACCGCCAAAGAACUCAGUCGCUCCAACGUCAUCCCUUCCAUGACGCUUCCUGACGUUGCGGACGAUGAGAUCGCAUCUUCGUCAUCCAUGUCUGACAUAGACGAUGACAGGGAAGAGACUCCCGACCUCUAUCGGAACUCGGCAUUGGGCAUGCUCGAGCCCCGUGGCAGCGAUGACGAGUCUGAGGACGAAGAAGGUAUGGAAUCUUCUGCCAAGGCGACUGGAAAACACGGAGCUAACUCAUUCGCAGAUGACGAUGAUGAUGAAGAGAUGUAUGACGACGAGUACGGCGACGAGCUCGAGUAUGGGGAAGAAGAGAUCUCUGAUGAUGGAGAUAACGGCAUCAGCGACGAUGACGACGAAGAGCUCGGUGAAAUGGGUGAGAUCGAGGGUCUCCAUGGGGACCCUGGAGUCGUCGAAGUUGUAAUGGAUGACGACGAUGAUAUGGAGGACGAUGACGAUGAGAUGAGUGAUGACAUGGACUCCCAGGACAUGGAGGAAAUGGACGAUCGCGUCGAUAUCGCUGAAGAGAUUCUAGACGAGGACGGCAAUCCUAUCGACGACGACGGUGCCUCUGAUUGGGAAAGUGAGUCAGACGACGAGGAAGAGGAUGAUGAUGAUGAAAUCGACUAUGGAGCCGAGGUCCAAGACCUCGACGAAGCCCAUAUGCACGGCCUGGGACCUGAAGAGAUCCUUGACAACCUAACGCGUGCUGUUGUCAUGGCCCCCGAUGGAGAGUUCGACCCCGAGGACAUGGAGGGGCUUGGCGAACACUACAUUGAGGAUGAUCGUGGCGAUGAAGACGAUUUCCGCAGCUACUUCUCACGUGGUCCCCGAACAAAUGCGGCACCCAGCAACGCCGACGACGGCAUCAACCCCUUGCUGCGUCGAACCAACCAAACUGCGGAGCCUUCACCACGCCCACCUGGAGUGCCUGGUCUGGUCGGCCUGCGUUUCCCCCCGGACGCCUUUGGAAUCGGCGCUGGCCGUCAUGGCGGCCUCAUGGACAGCCCCAUGGCAAUUUUGAACGAUAUCGUUGCUUCUUUACCUGUCAUGCGACACGGACAACAGUCUGUCCAGCUCUCAAUCACACAGAACGGGCGUGGGGAACUUCGAGAAUAUCACGUUGUCCCCCGUGAGUCAAGAGGCGAUGCCCGACGAGAUGGAACCUACCAUGAACCCCAGCAAGCCGUUGCUUUCACUCCGGAUUCCACCUUCGAGAGAUAUCAAGAAGAGGCCCGAAUGGUGUUUGGAGGAUCUCUUUACAUCGACAAAGCUCAGCGACUGCUCAAACUCAUCUUGUCAAGGCUGAUUCCUCCUGCGUUCGAGCAUGAGAAGAAAGUCAAAGCCGAGGAAGAAGAGAGGCGACGUGUCCGUGAAGAAGAAAGAAAAAAGCGGGAAGAAGAAGAACGGCGAGUAAGAGAGGCUAAGGAAGCCAAGGAGGCUGAGGAGAAGGCUGAGCGCGAGCGAAAGGAAGCCGAGGAGCGCGAGGCACAUCAGCGGCUGACGGCUGAAGCGCUGGGUUCCACGGAUUCCGACGCGCUCACAGCUGGCGCGGAUCCUCAAGCAAUGGAAGGCGUUGAAUCGUAUGGCGCUACUGAGUCGGCAACGGUGCCUCCAGUCAAUGUCCCUCGUGUUGUUACAACGAUCAGAGGCGAGGAGGUCGAUAUCACGGAACUUGGCAUCGACCCUGAAUAUCUGGCCGCACUCCCCGAGGAAUUCAGAGAGGAGGUCAUCGCGCAGACCGUGAGCUCUAGGCGCUCCCAGGCACGCGAGGAUGCGGCAGCGGGCGAACAGACCGAGGUCUUCCAAGAGUUCCUGGAUGCAUUGCCGGAAGAGAUGCGCAGCGAAAUCGUGCAGCAGGAACGCCAAGAGGUGCGCCGUCGCGAACGAGAAGAGCAACGCCGCCAAGCUGCUGGUGGUGCCGCCGAGCAAGAGAUGGAUGCUGCAAGCAUCUUAUUGACCUUCCCGCCUGAGCUGCGCCACGAAGUCUUGUUGGACCAGGGCGAAGACAUCAUGGAUCAAUUGCCAGCUGACAUGGCUGCCCAAGUCCGACUGAGUCAACGAGCGGGGAACGCCAGAAGCCCUCCUGGUAUCGCGCGGAGGCCGGCGCAGCAGCCGACAGAAUCUGGACAGGAAGCCGAGACAAAGGUCCAACGCAAGACGGUAGUGCAGAUGCUCGACAAGCCUGGAAUCGCCACUCUGCUGCGUCUCAUGUUCAUUUCUCAAUACGGAUCUAUCCGCAAUUAUCUUUUCAGCGUUCUCGCCGAUGUUUGCGAGAACAGGCAGAACAGGCUCGAAGUCAUCAGUACCGUUCUCCUCAUCCUCCAAGAAGGCAGUACAGACAUGGACGCUGUGGAGAGGAGCUUCAGCCAGCUUUCUCUCAAAGCAAAGAAGCCGAAGGAUAAGGAUGCGGACCCCAAGACUCCUCAGGGGCUCAAGAGAACGUUGACAUCCCUGACGACUUCUGGCCACGCCCAGACAAACUCUGAGAUAUCGCCUCUACUGGUCGUUCAUCAGUGCCUUGAUUUGCUGCAGGACCUCUCAACGAAGAACCCACACAUUCCCAUGCUCUUCCUUACCGAACACGAAAGCGUUGGGUCCUCACUAAAACGCAUGCUUAGCAGGAAGGGGAAGGCUAAAGAUUACAAGGCUCAUAAGUACGCCAUCAACGCCCUUCUCAGCCUGCUUGACCGCGAGCUCGUCAUGGAAAGCUCGGUAGUCAUGGCGUACCUGGCAGACUUGCUCAAUAAGAUCACGGUGCCGCUCGCUACUAUCGAGCGCAGACGGCGAGAGGCUGCCGAAAAAGCGACGCUCGCGAACAAGAAGGUUGCCGAGGCAGCCGAGACGACAUCGACUGCUGAAGGUACUUCGGCCCAAAUUGAUGCCAAUGAUCAGACCAUUGGUGCAGUCGUAACCACAGCGAAUGCGACGCCAGCCGUUGAGACGUCUACCGCCGUAGAUUUUGGUGACGCCCAGCAAUCAGAGGAAAGCAAAAAGCCCGAGCCGGAGACCUCCAAAUCGGCGACGGCUGAUGAUUCCAAUCAGAAGAAGGGCAAGCAGAUGCAGGUCCCCGUCAUUCCACCUCAUUACCUUACUCUGGUUGUCAAGAUCUUCGUUGCUCGCGAGUGCAGCUCCAAAACCUUCCAGAACACCAUCUCUGCCAUCAAGAACCUUUCGUCUAUUCCGGGGGCCAAGGCAGUCUUCGGUCAAGAACUGGUUCGCCAGGCCAGAGCUCUAAGCGAACGCAUCGUGCUCGACCUGGAUGAGCUAUUGCCGCAUAUCAAGAAGGCUACGACGGGCACCGAGAUUCAAGGAGUUGCGUUGUCCAAGUUUUCGCCGGGCGCAUCAGAGCAGAACAAGCUUCUUCGUGUCCUGACUGCUCUGGACCAUCUGUUCACUGACCCCAAGAAAAAGUCAGACGCCGAUACUGAUUCUGUGGUGAUGAACAUUCAAAAGCAAGACCUCGUGCACUCUCUCUACCACAACUCCACUUUCUCCAGCAUGUGGGACAAGCUCAGUGAGUGUCUGAGGGCUAUCCAUAAGCGCGAGAAUAUGGUCAAUGUCGCAACUAUCCUUCUUCCCCUCAUCGAGUCCCUUAUGGUUGUCUGCAAGAACACAGCCACAGCAGACUCCCCGGCGCAAGCCUCCGAGAAGGAGAUGCUCCUCUCAAGCCCUCCUCCCGAGUCCCGCAUGGCUGGACUCUUCUUCAACUUCACCGAAGACCACCGCCGAGUUCUCAAUGAGCUUGUCAGAAACAACCCCAAGCUCAUGUCGGGUACAUUCGCUCUUCUCGUUAAGAACCCUAAGGUGCUGGAGUUUGACAACAAACGGAACUACUUCAACCGAAGCGUUCACAGCCGUGCUAGCACGCAGCGGUCUGCUUUCGCGUCCCUGCAGCUUGCGGUUCGACGUGAGCACGUCUUCCAUGACUCCUUCCGGUCCCUCUACUUCAAGUCUGGUGAUGAGAUGAAGUACGGCAAGCUCAAUAUUCGAUUCCAUGGUGAAGAGGGCGUCGAUGCCGGAGGUGUCACCCGCGAGUGGUUCCAGGUCCUCGCACGGCAGAUGUUCGACGCCAACUAUGCAUUGUUCAUUCCUGUGUCCUCGGACCGCACAACUUUCCACCCGAACAAGCUCAGUGGCAUCACGACAUGCAUCUGA